Didymodactylos carnosus is the source of this 369-nucleotide messenger RNA. NCBI's taxonomy places the organism in Eukaryota, Metazoa, Rotifera, Eurotatoria, Philodinida, Philodinidae. The record is from the annotation of a GenBank genome assembly.
AUGCAAUUCGGGAAUGCCACCUAUCUUGAUGAUUACACACUUAAUCAAAUGUUAAUAGAAAUACAAAAUACACAACAACAAAAGAGUGAUAAUGAAUCGGAAAACUAUGAAGAAGAAGGUACUGAUAAUGAUAAUGACUUACAAUUUUUGAUCAAUUUAAAAUUGCUUUGUUUGUUUAUUGAAGAAAUACGAAGUUUAAAUGAAACUCUCAAAUCCGAAGCUUUUUCUUUUCAUGAUGAUGUUAAAAUACAGGAACGUCAUGGACCAACAAUUACAACAACAGCGUCUUCGUUCACAAUAAAUGAAUGUGAAAGUAGUGGUGAUGAUUUGGAAAAAGGAGACAAAACAAAAUGUAUGUGUUUGCUAUAG